Didymodactylos carnosus is the source of this 1431-nucleotide messenger RNA. The record is from the annotation of a GenBank genome assembly. Lineage: Eukaryota; Metazoa; Rotifera; Eurotatoria; Philodinida; Philodinidae.
AUGUUAAGUAACAUUGAUAGCGAGGUGAGUAAAUUGUUGGCAAAUAAUGAAGAAAAUAAACAACAAAAAUCAUCAAAGAUAUGGGUACUACAUCCUCAUGCUAAUUUCCUCAAAUUUCAACCAUCAGAAAAAACUAAUCCCAUUUCAUUAAUCAUUGGAAUCAACGGUGUCUGUACUCGAGAUCGAUUCAAAAUUACCAAUAAUUAUAAAUGUGAUGACAGUACAAUAUAUAAUUAUUACAAGAAUGAUUCGACUAUUGAUUAUAUGAUAAAUCAAAUACAAAAAAUUGACAUGCUCGAUUUACAUCAUCAAAAGGCACUCGAAUGUUGGUGCUCAUCACAAAUACAUGAACGACGAUUAUCAACGGAUAAAAAAUUCUGGUUUUAUUGGUUAACCGUCAUUUUAUUAGUGAUUUUAUCAUUUUUUCUUUUAAUUGCGUUAUUCCUUGCCUUCAUGUAUCUAAAAUGUCAACCUACCAGACGUCUAUUAUUAUUAUCACCAUCACAAAAAACAUCGACACUAUCAUUAUCGUCACCAUCAUUGAGUAAAAAACAACAGCAAGAAGCAAAAAAAUUUUUUGAAUUAGUACAAAAUUCAAACGCUCCUACAACAUUCAAGACACAUUCAACAAAUUUAUUUGAAGAUAAAAGAUCUGAUCUUCAUUCAUUUGAAAAUAGUGAGAAUUUAAUUUUUGAUAGAAAAAUGGAGAUGUAUAAAAUACAUCGAGUUUUAGAUGAUCGAAAUGGUAAUAAUAACAAUACGGCAGCAGUAUCCACCGAACAGAUAUGUUCUACACCAACAAUUAAUAAAAAAACCAUGCACGGAUUUGAUAUAACAAUAUCCGACAUUAGAGAUGAACUACAUCUUGCCAGUAACUUAACCAAAGAAAAUAAAAUGAUAAAAACGAAUAUCGAAGGAAAUGAACGUGUAUCUCUUUCAUGUAUUUUGAAAAAAUUUGAAGAAGAAGUUCGUAAGCGGACUAUAAUGACAACACCACUAACAAAAAUUCUUUCCCCUCUUGCUACUUCAUACAAAGAUCAUCAACAACAACAAGAAAAACCAUUUGAACUGUUGAUGAAAACAGUUGAUCAUAAAAUAGUCGAUAAAAGUGGUGAAGAAAAGACUAAAAAAAAAUAUAAUAAUGAACAAGAAAAUAAAACAAUACCACGAAUGAUUUUAUUACCUGGUAUGAAAAAAAUACACCAUCAAUGUGAUGAUAAUGUAAAGAAAAAAUCGUCAAUAAUGAUAUCUGAAUCACAAUCAUUAUUUGAAGAUGAAAAUAAUAUUGAAAGUUCAUGUUCAUGUCACUCAUGUCAAUGUGAAUGCACAAAAUCAUAUUCUAAUACUUCAACGAUCGAUUCUUCAUAUAUAUCAACCGAUUCCGAAAAACCACUUUUACAAUUAAAACCGAACAGAAACAUUAAAAAUUAA